Molecule: messenger RNA, 3054 nt
Organism: Anopheles marshallii
Lineage: Eukaryota; Metazoa; Arthropoda; Insecta; Diptera; Culicidae
Exons: 7
Coding region: 1-3054 (1017 amino acids)
Cellular component (GO): nucleoplasm
Molecular function (GO): RNA binding
Source: RefSeq, a predicted model, not a curated record
AUGCCUCGUAUCAACUUCAGCCGUACUGAGCGUUUUGCUCAGAUGUCGAAGCAGGAGCAACUGAUCGCACAGAAACGACAGCAGAUCCUAGAGAAGCAGCGUACGCUCGAGCUAGCGAAACAGAUUGCCGCCGAAGCGACUAAAGAUACGCCAAGCGUGACGGAGACACCGGAAGAUACGACAGAUACGUCGGGAAAGGUGUUGCUACCGUUCAGCAACGACGGUUCAUUUCUCGAGCGGUUCAAGCAACUGAGAGAGAAGAUAGUAAAACAGACCGACGAUCAGGUGAAACCAGCGGUCCCAGAACCGGACGCUACGCUAAACAUUGAAUCCGCACCUGCUGUGGGUGUGUCUGCUAGCAGCAGCAGCGAACAGAUGUUCAAGUUUGACAUCCCACCACCAUCGCUUUUACCAACGCUUCCACCACCGCCUCCGCCACCACCACCACCACAGCUACCAGCCAUGGCAGAUGAUGUCCAUUUCGAACCGUUUUACGAUCUGCCGCCCGUGGUGGCGGCCGACACUAGCAACGUACCGGAUGAUACCGGCCGUACCGGCGGUAGAAGCGAGGUAGCACUGCCGAACUGCCAAGUAUUUUCAGAACAUGAUAAAUUACCAACCACAGUUGAAGAAUUAAUUCAAUUGGUUGCCGAUAUCGGUGAUGUUUAUGAAGAUAAAUUAUGUUCACGUAAAAAUGAUUUGCAUCCGUCGCUUUGGUUCGUGUUCGAUAAGCAAUCGGAGGCGUACCGUGGCUUUCGCAGGAUGAUCGCGAUAAGGCGCGAAACCCAAGCGGAAGACGAUGCAGCGGAUGCGGGUUUACACAGCAGAAGAGUAAACGAUGCAAUACUGAUCAGUGGCGAUGAGCAGGAGGAGGAAGAUGAUGAUGACGCCAAAUACGAUCCCGCCGAUGUGCUGGACGAUUCGAUCAUCGACGAUGGGCAGGAGAACCACGCGAAGCAACAAACGGCUGGUGGUAUACCCGAAGGCUCGAAAGGCACGUCCGAGAUUCCUAUUCACAUGAUGCCGAACUUUUACGGUGACGAGCGGCAUUUCUACGAUGACAAAUCGACGACGGAAACGGACUCGGAUACGGAAUAUGUACGGGAGGCACGGGAACGCAACCUAAAGAAUCUCAAGCGCAAAACGUUUGAUGCCGGGAACCGUCGUGAAGAUGGCAGUUCGACCGACUCCGAUGAUGACUAUCAUGGAGGACUCGGAGAUAGUGCAAAUGAAUCAUUGAACGACAAAAAUGGAGGUAGUUCCGGUGCGGGCGGCAGUGCUACCGGCGGCAGUGGUGGUGGAGGAGGGGGAGGAGGUGCUGGAAGCGGUUCUCGUGGCCAUCGGCAGAAGUUUCGCAAAAAGUCACGCUGGGGUGAGAAUACGGAUGGGGCAGGAACAGCGGGCAGCCAGGAAGGUGUGAUGACUGGGUCAACGCAACAACAAAAUCAGCAACCACAGCCACCGGUGCAGCAAGGAAGCAUACCAGGAAUUCCAUGGACCGGGGGACAUUUAAAUGUACCACCACCACCUCCACCACCCCCAAUGCCAGCAGCACCAGGUACGUCGCUCGAUCGCAACAAUCCCGGACUGUUGCAGUACGUGUUCCAUCAUUACGGUACGGUAGCGGAUGUAUCACCGGAAUGCUGGAGCAAAGCGGAAGAACACUACCGUUUACAGCUGCUGUAUGAUGACCUGACGCAGAAGAUACAGCAGCACGAUCAGUUUUUGCGCGUCAGCGUGACGGAAGGGCAACGUGUGGACUCAGACGAAGAGCGCCGGCUGAACACGAUCAAGCUAGAGGCGAUUAUGUGCUGGAUCAGUGAGAUAACGCACUUGUACGAACGCAUACGCCCGAAGCAUUUGAGCGAGUUUUUGAUGCGGGACGAUUACGAGCGUUUUGUGGAACGGUUCCGUCGAACUUCCGACCGGCAGCCGAAUUUUGAAGACUACAAAGAGUUCCGGUUGCGCGAAGCUAAUGGGACGCUUGCCGAUGCCGCCGUGUCUGGUGCGGCCCGGCCGGAUGAUGGGUCGGGGAAACGCGAAUACAGCUCGACCGAUUCCGAUUUCGUGUCCUAUCGCGAACCUGGACAGUCGACUAGUGGUCAACAGCAGGGUAGCGCACACGGCAACGGGAAAUCGGAAACAAGCACGGUAGAACCCACGUCAACGGUGGGCGGAGGUGAAAAGCGUGCCGCCGAAGGAACAGUUGAAGAACAGCAUCAGCAACAAUUGGCUGCAAAACGGCGCAAAAGUCGUUGGGGUGGUCAGGUGGAGUGUGGCCCACAGUUUGUUCCGGGUCAGAGUUUCCGGACACAACCGCCACCACCGCUACCAGCUCAUCCACCAGGUCCACCGCCGUCCCUGCCAUCGACCAAACUGUCCACAGUAAGUCGAACCGAUCCGGCAUUGUUGGCGUAUGCGCGGCAAAAUUUUGGAACCACAAACCUCUCGGAGGAAGACUGGAAGAAGGCAGAAGAUCACUACAAGAUCAACUUGCUUUACCAGGACAUGUUGCGUAAGCGGCAGGAGAUCGACCGACUGGCAAACAGUGGUCGAUUCAAGUACGAGUACGACUCGGAUGAGGAUACGACGGGCGGUACCUGGGAACAUAAGCUGCGCCAGCAGGAAAUGGAAGCGACGCAAAAGUGGGCGAACGAGCUUACACGCCAGUCAGAGGGCAAGCAUCAUAUUGGUGACUUUCUGCCACCGGAGGAGUUGCGCAAGUUUAUGGAAAAAUACGAAGCGCAGAAGAACAACCGUCAGCCAAAUCUGAGCGACUACAAGGACUACAAACUGCGCGAGGAUAACGUUGGGUUUCAGAUGCUGCAGAAGCUUGGAUGGAAGCAGGGCCAGGGCCUGGGUGCGGACGGUAGCGGUAUUGUGGAUCCAAUCAAUAAGGCCGCACAGCGAGACAAUAAUCAGGGCUUGGGCAUCAUUACCCCGGACAACCCGGAGGUCAACGAUAACGAGUACGAUGCGUACCGUAAGCGCAUGAUGUUAGCGUACCGGUUCCGGCCGAAUCCGCUGAACAAUCCGCGCCGCGCUUAUUACUAA